AUGGAGCUGGAGCACUUUGAUGAGAGGGACAAGGCUCAGAGAUACACCCGAAGGGGCUCAAGAGGGAAUGGGCUCCCCAGUCCCACUCAUAGUGCUCACUGCAGCCUGUACAGAACCAGGACACUGCAAGCACUGAGCGUAGAAAAGAAGGCCAAGAAGGUACGUUUCUACCGCAAUGGGGACCGCUACUUCAAAGGGAUUUUGUAUGCCAUUUCUCAGGAGAGAUUUAGGUCUCUAGAUGCACUUCUGGCUGACCUUACAAGAAGUCUCUCAGAUAAUGUCAACCUGCCCCAAGGUGUGCGGACCAUAUAUUCCAUUGAUGGCAUUACAAAGAUCACCAGUAUGGACCAGCUGGUGGAAGGAGAAAGCUAUGUUUGUGCAUCCAUAGAGCCCUACAAGAAACUGGAUUACACAAAAAAUGUAAAUCCCAACUGGGCGCCUGGUGCUAAGACUGCAGCUUUCCUCCGUGAACCUUCUUCCCUUGGUAGUGCCAAGGCUGGAUACCCAGAAACUAAGGAGAGUAAGGACUUCAUCAGACCCAAACUGGUAACCAUUGUCCGCAGUGGCGUAAAGCCUCGCAAGGCCGUACGGAUCUUGCUAAACAAGAAGACUGCACACUCCUUUGAGCAAGUCAUGACUGACAUCACAGAUGCCAUUAUGCUGGAGUCAGGAGUUGUCAAAAGGAUCUAUACUGUUGAUGGCAAGAUGGUCACCUGCCUUCAGGAUUUUUUUGGAGAUGAUGAUAUAUUCUUCGCUUGUGGCCCUGAGAAGUUCCGUUAUCAAGAUGACUUCAAUUUGGAUGAAACUGAAUGCAGGGUGGCAAAGUCUGCAUCGUAUGGACGGCUCCCCUCCUUGCAGGGACGUUCUUCCCCAAGAAGUGGUGGGAUGUCCCGCAGAAGCAAGUCUCCCUCAUCCACUGGUUCAGCUAAUGGGACUGCAGGCAGUCAGCUGUCCACCCCUCGAUCUGGAAAAUCUCCAAGCCCCUCUCCAACCAGUCCAGCUAGCCUCCGAAGACGCCAGGGAUCUCAGCACAGUGGCUCCUCACUGUCUUUAGCUUCUACCAAGGUAUGCAGCUCAAUGGAUGAAGGAGAUGGGCUUGGCAGUGAAGUGGAGCUCAUGGAUGAGUACCCAUCAGUCCCUGCCUCCAUAGCAGAGAGGUACAAAGUGGGGAGGACUUUAGGCGACGGAAACUUUGCUGUGGUCCGAGAGUGUAUGGAGAAAUCCACUGGAAGAGAGUACGCUCUGAAAAUCAUUAGCAAAGAUAAAUGCAGAGGAAAGGAGCACAUGAUCCAGAGUGAGGUGUCGAUCCUUCGGCGUGUGAAACAUCCCAACAUCGUACUUUUAAUAGAGGAAAUGGACACCUACAAUGAGCUCUAUCUAGUAAUGGAGUUGGUUAAGGGCGGUGAUCUCUUUGAUGCCAUCACCUCCUCCAACAAAUACACAGAGCGGGAUGCCAGUUGUAUGCUGUUCAAUCUGGCAAGUGCCAUCAAGUACCUGCACAGUCUCAAUAUUGUCCACAGAGACAUAAAACCAGAAAAUCUGUUGGUAUAUGAGCACCAGGAUGGUAGUAAAUCUCUGAAGCUAGGGGACUUUGGCCUGGCUACUGUCGUCAACGGGCCCCUCUAUACUGUGUGUGGCACUCCCACCUAUGUAGCACCAGAGAUCGUUACUGAGAAGGGAUAUGGCCUCAAGGUAGAUAUUUGGGCAGCUGGUGUCAUCACUUACAUACUGCUGUGUGGCUUUCCUCCUUUCCGUGGCAGUGGUGAAGAUCAGGAGGCUUUGUUUGAACAGAUUUUGAGGGGCCAGCUUGAUUUCCCAGCACCAUACUGGGACAAUGUGUCUGACACCGCCAAGGCUCUGAUCACUGGGAUGCUGCAGGUCAAUGUGGAUCAGAGAUUCACAUCUGUACAGGUGCUUGACCAUCUCUGGGUUAAUGAUGAUGGUUUGUCAGAGAACCAGCACCAGCUGCCUGUGGCUGGGAAGAUCAAGAAGCACUUCAACACAGGGCCCAAGCACAGCAUCACUGCAGCAGGAGUGUCAGUUAUUACACUUGAACGGGACUUUACCAUCCAGAGGUCAGGGUCUCUGGACCACUACCAGCAUCCAGGAUUGUACUGGAUAAGACCACCCCACUUGAUAAGGAGAAGCAAGUUUUCAGACGAAGACGCCACCAUGAUGUGA
Scomber scombrus (Atlantic mackerel) is the source of this 2181-nucleotide messenger RNA. It is a transcript of the gene dclk1b, whose product is annotated as doublecortin-like kinase 1b. NCBI's taxonomy places the organism in Eukaryota, Metazoa, Chordata, Actinopteri, Scombriformes, Scombridae. Gene Ontology annotation, biological process: intracellular signal transduction; protein phosphorylation. The coding region runs from base 1 to 2181 and encodes 726 amino acids. The transcript is spliced from 16 exons. The record is from RefSeq and is a predicted model, not a curated record. Gene Ontology annotation, molecular function: protein kinase activity; ATP binding.